AAAAGUUACUCGCUUCAAGUGUUAUACGAGUGUUUACUAGCUUUUAGCCUGACUUUUCUCACAGAAUUUAAAGUGAGUUUAGUCCUUUGGAGAAUUCCGUCCAGAUAAAAACAGAAAAUAGCUUCUGGUUUCGAGUUUGAGUGUGUUCGAAAAGUGAAAAAGUGGAGCUAAACCUCGAAGGAGGCGAAAGCGAACUUUCUUUCGAGGCUAAGCUAAGCUAGGCUAGGCUAACACUAGCAACAGUUGUGCAAAGCCAGCCAUUAAAUUAAGUUUUUACUCGAUUUUUGUCGACAAAUGCGUUGGUCGAUAUAAUAAAAGUUGUGUAAAUGGAAACAGUUGAUUGGGAUAUAUAUUGAUAUACUUUAACGGACAGUUCGGUGCUUAGUGUUUGGUACACUUGCUUUACAGGUCUGAAAUUCGGGGUUCGAAUCCCGACUUUCUCAUGUGUUAGUAUUUUUCCAAAUAUGGACUGGCGACCUAUAUAAUGGCUUUCUAUGUUAAAUGCUAGUUGUCUAUAUGUGCCCUCCCAUUGUAAUUUUAAUAUAAAUUAGGGCUGUCAAACGAUUAAAAUUUUUAAUCGAGUUAAUCACAGCUUAAAAAAUAAUUAAUCGUAAUUAAUCGCAAUUCAAACCAUCUAUAAAAUAUGCCAUAUUUUUCUGUUAAUUAUUGUUGGAAUGGAAAGAUAAGACGGAUAUAUACAUUCAACGUACUGUACAUAAGUACUGUAUUUGUUUAUUAUAACAGUAAAUCAACAAGAUGGCAUUAACAUUCUGUUAAAGCAAUCCAUGGAUAGAAAGAUUUGUAGUUCUUGAAAGAUAAAUGUUAGUACAAGUUGUAGAAAUUUUAUAUUAAAACCCCUCUGAAUGUUUUCGUUUUAAUAUAAUUUGUAAAAUUUUCAAUCAAAAAAUAAACUAGUAGCUCGCCAUUGUUGAUGUCAAUAAUUACACAAUGCUCAUGGUGCACAAAAUCAGUCGCACCAGCAAAGGGAGACAAAAAACACAAGUAACAAGUGGACAUGACACUGCUGUCAUUUUAAUCUGGGCGGGGCAUGUGCGAUAAUUGCGUCAAAUAUUUUAACGUGAUUUAUUUAAAAAAUUAAUUACCGCCUGUUAACGCGACAGUUUUGACAGCCCUAAUAUAAAUUUCAUUGGCUGCCAUUGACAACGCUAGACGUCCAAUCCAUGUUGACAAAUAUGUCCAACCUAACCAUUUUCACUUUUUAUUGUCAAAUUUUUGUACUGAAAUACAAAUCAUUCACUGUCAUUUCUCCCAGUUGAAAUGAAUUGGACUUCUAUCCUAGUCCAUACUGGCAAUGAGCUAAUUUGAAAAAAUGAUUUCAAUGUGUAGUGAAAGUGCGAUUCAGACGCCAACUAAGUCGUCUUCCUGUUUCACAAGGGAAGUUGCAGCACGCCAGGUUGCCUUGGAGUUGUAAGAAAUGGGGGAAAGAAAAAAAAAAGAUAAGUCAUACCGGUCAGUCUAGCAGGGUCCGCUAAGCUACUUAGCGUCCACAAAUAUGCGUUUUAACAAGAGCUUUCUUGCUAUUUCACGCUACAGCCAUCAACUGAGUCCCAACUUCGCACUAUUUUUGAGUGUAUUUUUGUAGACACGGUUAAAAAAAAAAAUUCAAAUGGGUCUACCGUAGACAGGAAGUGAGAAAAGUCCAACUUGAGUCUGCCCUGGCAGCUUAGUAAAUACUAUACGCUAACAGUUCCUUGUGUAAUCAUAAUCCAAUAUGUCAGUGUGUAUAAAUGGCCGCAGAUUAGAAGGCGUCCAUCUCACGCCGUCCUCUGUACACUAACUAGCACUCACGGUUGCUAAGGUAACACAACAGAUGUAUAGGACCAGUGAGGCCGAAGGUCGGGCCAAGAUGGUGGACCGCCUGGCCAACAGCGAGGCCAACUCCAAGCGCAUCUCGGCGGUGGAGGGUUGCUUCGGCGCGGCGGGCCAGCCGCUGGCCAUCCCGGGCCGCGUCCUGAUCGGCGAAGGCGUGCUGACCAAGCUGUGCCGCAAGAAGCCCAAGGCGCGUCAGUUUUUUCUCUUCAACGACAUCCUGGUCUACGGCAACAUCGUGCUCCAGAAAAAAAAGUACAACAAGCAGCACAUCAUCCCGCUGGAGAGCGUCACCAUCGACACGGUGCCCGACGAGGGCGACCUGCGCAACGGCUGGCUCAUCAAGACCCCAACCAAGUCCUUCGCCGUCUACGCCGCCACCGCCAGCGAGAAGUCCGAGUGGAUGAACCACAUCGGCGAGUGUGUGCGCGAGCUCCUGCGCAAGAGCGGCAAGGCGCCGGCCGGCGAGCACGCCGCCGUCUGGGUGCCCGACUCGGAGGCCGCCGUCUGCAUGCGCUGCCAGAAGGUCAAGUUCACGCCCGUCAGCAGGAGGCACCACUGCCGCAAGUGCGGCUUCGUGGUCUGCGGGCCCUGCUCCGACAAAAAGUACCUGCUGCCCAGCCAGUCUUCCAAGCCCGUACGCGUCUGCCACUUUUGCUACGGCCAGCUGCUGGACGGCGGGCGCGACACUGCCGCCGCCACGCGGCCCGUGGACUUCGGACGCGUCUCUGACGAUGAGGACGACGACGACGACGACAGCAGCGACUGAAGCGCCGACCUUCUUGCUACCGCGCCGAGGUAAACCGGCCCCAUACCGUCGGAAGAAAAGUUUUUUUCCAGGAAACAAAAAUUUGGGAGUCAUAUCGUUUUUUUUUUCCCUUCCUCUAAGAAAAUUUGGAGAAAAAAAACUGGACUCGAACGCCUCACUCAGAGGUAAACAAGUUGAAUACUAUAUGGAAAAAAAGUUUUCUAGAAAAAAAAAAAAUGGAAAUCAUAUUUUCAAGGGUUGGGGGUCUUUUUUUUUUUUUUUCCAAGAAAAAUUACUGAAGCAGCGCCGUUUGUACUCGAACGCCUCACACAGAGGUCAACAAGUUCAAUAAUAUCUAAAAAUUGUUUUAUAGGAAAAAAUAUUUUGUAAGUCAUAUUUUCAGUGGUUGGAGUUCAUUUAUUUUUCAAGAAAAAUCGCUCAUCUAACUCUGUUGGACUUGAACGUCUCAUGCGGCAGUAAACAAGUUGAAUACAGUCUGAAAUAUUUUUUUUUCCUUACAAGGAAAAGUGUUGAAAUGUCACCGUUUGUACUCGAACGCCUCACACGAAGGUAAAAAAAUUUCUAGAAUUUUUUUUUUUUUUGGGAGACAUAUUUUCAGGGAUUGGGGUCUAUUUUCUUACAAGAAAAAUUGCUGAAGUGGCACCGUUUGUACUUGAACGCCUCACGCAGAGGUCAACAAGUCAAAUACUAUUUGGAAAAAAGUUGUUUUUCUGGGAAAAAUAUUUUGAAAGUCACAUUUUCAGGGUUUGGAGUAAGAAAAAUUGCUGAAGUGACACCGUUUGUACUCGAACGCCUCACACGGAGGUAAACAAGUCGAAAACUGUUUGGAAAAAGUUUUCUAGAAAUUUUUUUGUUUUGUUUGAGUGUUAUAUUUUCUGUGGUUGGAGUCAAUUUUUUUUCCUACAAAAAUUACUGAAGCCAAGUUCAAUAAUACCUAAAAAAAAUUGUUUUAUAGGAAAAAAUAUUUUGUAAGUCAUAUUUUCAGUGGUUGGAGUUCAUUUAUUUUUCAAGAAAAAUCACUCAAUGAGCACUGUUGGACUCGAACGUCUCACGCGGCAGUAAACAAGUUGAAUACUAUUUGAAAAAAGUUUUUUUUUUCCUUACAAGAAAAAUUGUUGAAAUGUCACCAUUUGUACUCGAACGCCUCACAUGGAGGUAAAAAAAAUUGUUUUCUAGAAUUUUUUUUGUUUGGGAGUCAUAUUUUCAGUGGUUGGGGUCUAUUUUCUUACAACAAAAAUUGCUGAAGCGACACCGUUUGUACUCGAACACCUCACACGGAGGUAAACAAGUCGAAUACUAUUUGGAAAAAAGUUGUUUUUCUCGGAAAAAUAUUUUGAAAGUCAUAUUUUCAGGGUUUGGAGUUCAUUUAUUUUUCAAGAAAAAUUGCUUAAUCAACACUGUUGGACUUUAACAUCUCAUGCGGAGGUAAACAGGUUGAAAACUAGCUGAAAAAAAUACAUGUUUGGGUGAAGUGAUAUUUUCAGGGGGUGGAAUCUUUAUUUUCCUCCUAGAAAAAUUGUUGAAAUGGCACUUUUUGUACUCGAACGCCUUGCAUGGAGGUAAAAAAAAAGUUUUGUAGAAUUUUUGUGUUUGUUUGGGAGUCAUAUUUUCAGAGGGCUAUUUCCUUACAAGCAAAAUUGCUGUGGUGGCACCGUUUGUACUUAAAUGCCUCAUACAGAGGUCAACAAGUUGAAUAUCUGGAAAAAAAAGUCGUUUUAUAUAUAUAUUAAAAAAAAAUAUUUUGGAAGCCCAUAUUUUCAGGGGUUGGAGUUCAUUUAUUGUAAAAGAAAAAUUUCUCAAUAAGCACCGUUUGUACUGUAACACCUCACGCGGAGGUAAAUAAGUUGAAUACUAACAUUUUUUGAUGGGAGGAGUCAUAUUUUCAGGGGUUGGAGUCUAUUUUUUUACAAGAAAAAAAUUGCUGAAGUGGCACCGUUUGUACUUUAACACCUCACAUAGAGGUCAUUCAAAUACUGUUGGGAAAAAAAAAUUGAAAUAUUUUCAGGGCUUGGGAUCCAUUUAUUUUUCAUAAAAAUUCCUCAAGUAGCACCGUUUGGACUCAAAUGCCUGACAUGGAGAUUAAAAAAAAAAUUUUUUUUUUAAGCAAUUUUAUUUUGGACUCAUAUUUUCAGUAGUUUUGAGUGGCACCUAUUGUAGUUUGUUUACAUGCCUAUGAGACGUUCAAGUCGAAUACUAUCUGGAAAAAAAAAAGUUGUUUUCUAGAAAAAAAAUUGUCAUUUUCUGGGGUUGCAGUCUUUUUUUUUUUUUUUUUUUUUUUUUUACCCCAAGAAAACUUGCUGGUUUUGUCAAGAAAAAAGUAUUUUCAAAAGUUCUGAGGCAAGACCCAUUUUUCAUUAUGACUUCGCAGAAAACUGUUUAUUCCCCCCAAAAAACAACAACUUGAUUUUCAUGACAUUACAAUAUCAGAAAUAACACAAGUGCCCCCAAACGUGUUUUUUUUUUUUUGGGGGUAAAAAAAAAUGGGCUUCAUAAACUUUUAACAAAAACUUGUUUUUUUUUACGCCCAAAUUAGCAGUUUUUUUUUUUUUUUUUUUUUUUUUUUUUCCCUUGUGUAAAAAAGUAUCUUUUGGACAAAAUAUCUUUCACAUUCCUGUCAAUCGCGUUUUUCUUGGGAACUCAACGAACUUUUGAGAACCAGAUAUUUUUUGCGAAAACAAUUUGAGAGACAAAAGCUAAUAUAUAUUUUGGAUAACAUUUUCUAGAAGUUUUAUUUUUGAACACUUGAUGCCUGAGAGCAUUGGAGGAAUACACAAGUACAUAAUAGUAUUCAUAAAAAUAUACAAUGGAAAAUCUUCGACAAAAAAAGUGAUAAAAAUAUAGAAAAUUUUCAAAAAUGAAUUAUUUUUCGCCUCAAAACGGUUGGAUUUUUAAAAAAUAAGUAAAUAAUGUACUUCCCCAAUGCAUUUUGAUGUCUAUUCAGGCAUCAAGUAGUAAUUCCUUCAGCUCCAUUGACGUGGAUAGACGUCCAAUCAGGUGACACUAUCCUUCUGCUCUAAAUUUUUUUCAAGCAACCCUCCCAAUUCAAAUAGAUUGGACGUUUAUCGCUGUCAAUGGCAGCUAAAGUUAUUUUAAGCUAUUUUAUUUUGGACUCAUAUUUUCAGUAGUUUGAGUGGCACCUAUUGUACUUAACAUGCCUAUGAGACAUUCAAGUCAAAUACUAUCUAAAAAAGUUGUUUUCUAGUGAAAAAAAUUGUCACUUUCUGGGGUUGCAGUCUUUUUGUUUUUUUACCAAAAGAAAAAUUGCUGGUGUUGUCAAGAAAAAAAUAUUUUCAAAAGACCCAUUUUUUCAUUACGACUUCGCCGAGGGGAAAAAAAACCCAAAAAAACAACAACUUGAUUUUCAUGACAUUACAAUAUCAGAAAUAACACAAGUGUCCCCAAACGUUUUGUUUUUUUUUGGUCAGAAAAAUUGGUUUCCUAUAUUUUUAACAAAAACUUGAUUGUUAUGCCCAAAUUGGCAGAUUUUUUUUUCUUGUUAAAGAUAUUUUAGACAAAAUAUACUUUUUUUUUUUUUUUUUUUUUUUUUAACAUUCCUGUCAAUCGCGUUUUUCUUAAGUCAAAGUUUUGAAAACCACAUAUUUUUUGCUAAAACAUUUUUGAGACAAAAAGUUAUAUAUAUUUUGGAUAACAUUUUCUAGAAGUUUUAUUUUUGAACACUUGAUGCCUGAGAGCAUUGGAGGAAUACACAAGUACAUAAUAGUAUUCAUAAAAAUAUACAAUGGAAAAUCUUGGACAAAAAAGUGAUAAAAAUAUAGAACAUUUUCAAAAAUAAAUCAGUUCUAAUUUUUCAAUUACAUAAAAAAAUGAUGUACUUAUGUACUUCCCCAAUGCAUUUCGAUGUCUAUUCAGGCAUCAAGGAGUAACUCUUUCAGCUCCAAUGACAAGGAUAGACGUUCAAUCAGGUGACACUAUCCUUCUGCUCUAAAUUUGUUCAACCAACCCUCCCACUUCAAAUAGAUCGGACGUUUAUCGCUGUCAAUGGCAGCUAAAGUUGUUUUAAGCAAUUUUAUUUUGGACUCGAUUUUCAGUCAUUUGAGUGGCACCUAUUGUACUUAACAUGCCUGAGACGUUCAAGUCGAAUACUACCUGAAAAAAUUUUCAUUUUCUGCAGUUGAAGUCUAUUUUUUUUUUUUUUUUUUUUA
This is a messenger RNA of Corythoichthys intestinalis (scribbled pipefish), 6762 nucleotides long. RefSeq names its product pleckstrin homology domain containing, family F (with FYVE domain) member 2 (gene plekhf2). NCBI's taxonomy places the organism in Eukaryota, Metazoa, Chordata, Actinopteri, Syngnathiformes, Syngnathidae. Gene Ontology annotation, biological process: endosome organization; endosome to lysosome transport. Gene Ontology annotation, molecular function: metal ion binding; phosphatidylinositol binding. Gene Ontology annotation, cellular component: early endosome. The record is from RefSeq and is a predicted model, not a curated record. The transcript is spliced from 2 exons. Bases 1832 to 2599 code for a protein of 255 amino acids.